Colletotrichum aenigma is the source of this 510-nucleotide messenger RNA. RefSeq names its product Intracellular hyphae protein 1 (gene CIH1-1). The coding region runs from base 1 to 510 and encodes 169 amino acids. The record is from RefSeq and is a predicted model, not a curated record. The transcript has 2 exons. Lineage: Eukaryota; Fungi; Ascomycota; Sordariomycetes; Glomerellales; Glomerellaceae.
AUGCAGACCUCUUACAUCUUCACCACCCUCCUCGCCGCUGCCGGCCUCGUUGCCGCUCUUCCUCAGGCUACUCCCACCCAGGUCACCCCCACGGGCACCGCCUCGGCCACCGCUUCCGCCACCCCCACCUGCUCCCAGGGCCCCGUCGUCGACUACACCGUUGUCUCCGGCGACACCCUCACCAUCAUCUCGCAGAAGCUGAGCUCCGGCAUCUGCGACAUCGCCAAGCUCAACAGCCUCGAGAACCCCAACCUCAUCCUCCUCGGCCAGGUCCUCAAGGUCCCCACCCACAUCUGCAACCCCGACAACACCUCCUGCCUGUCCAAGCCCGGCACCGCCACCUGCGUCGAGGGCGGCCCCGCCACCUACACCAUCCAGAAGGGCGACACCUUCUUCAUCGUCGCCGGCGACCUCGGCCUCGACGUCAACGCCCUGCUCGCUGCCAACGAGGGCGUCGACCCCCUCCUCCUCCAGGAGGGCCAGGUCAUCAACAUCCCCGUCUGCGAAUAA